AAAACACCUGAACAGUUGCUUCUCACAUUAGCAGACCCAUUGUAACCUCACCCGAUGCAUUUUGAAAUAAAAUAAUCACUUUAGUUUCAAUUUCCACAAUGAACGUUCUUACAUGAAUAAAUAUGAGCAGACGCACGGAAAGUUCCAAAGCGCUCAGUGGAAACAUUUGAUAAAUUAGCCUAACGCACGCACCGCGACCCCCACUGGAGAUGCCGGUCGCUGAUUGGACAAACCCGCUGGGGGUCCAGGGAUUUGUGUAACAAACGGCUAUAAAAAACAGCUCGUCAACUUAACACUAACCAGGGAACUAACAGAGAGCUACAUCCCAAGUGUUCUCCACCAAAAAUCAAGCCUACCUCUUGCACCCGAUGAACAUCACCAUAUUUCAACAAGAUGCUAGCUAAAUUCGGCCUGUUCGCGAUCUUCCUAGUCCUGGGGACCUCCGCCUUCGAUGUCGAACCGGAGGAAUCCUCUCCUGGCCGUGCACGCUUCUCCUCCAGUAGCCCCUCAGAUGUGGCUGGGUGCUUGAAUGGUGCUCUAGCUGUGGGAUGUGGAACAUUUGCCUGCCUGGAGAAUUCUACCUGUGACACGGAUGGCAUGCACGAUAUCUGCCAACUGUUCCUCCACACCGCAGCUACCUUCAACACACAGGGUAAGACAUUUGUAAAAGAGAGUCUGAGGUGUAUUGCCAACGGCGUCACAUCUAGAAUGUUCCAGACCAUCAGACGCUGUGGAAUCUUCCAGAGGAUGAUCUCUGAGGUCCAGGAGGAGUGUUACAGUAGACUGGACAUCUGUGGUGUGGCUCGCUCCAACCCUGAGGCCAUUGGAGAGGUGGUACAGGUACCUGCACACUUCCCCAACAGGUACUACAGCACUCUGCUUCAGUCCCUGCUGGCCUGUGAUCAGGGGACAGUGGCGGUUGUCAGGGCGGAGUUUGUUUCUAGGCUGGGGCCAGACAUGGAGACCCUCUUCCAGCUGCUGCAGAACAAGCCUUGCCCCCAGGAGUCUAACCAAGGUGCUAACUCCGCCCCCGCCGGCUGGCACUGGCCAAUGGGGUCUCCCCCCUCCUUCAAGAUCCAGCCCAGCAUGGGAGGAAGAGACCCCACCCACCUGUUCGCUAGGAAACGCUCUCUGGAGGAGUCGGAUAGAGAGAUGGAGUAAAGAGGAGACAAACACUACCGGUCAGAUGUUUUAGAACACCUGCUCAUUCCAGGGUUUUUCUUUAUUUCUACU
Oncorhynchus tshawytscha (Chinook salmon) is the source of this 1233-nucleotide messenger RNA. RefSeq names its product stanniocalcin 1, like (gene stc1l). Bases 394 to 1161 code for a protein of 255 amino acids. Gene Ontology annotation, molecular function: hormone activity. NCBI's taxonomy places the organism in Eukaryota, Metazoa, Chordata, Actinopteri, Salmoniformes, Salmonidae. The record is from RefSeq and is a predicted model, not a curated record. The transcript has 5 exons. Gene Ontology annotation, biological process: intracellular calcium ion homeostasis. Gene Ontology annotation, cellular component: extracellular region.